Messenger RNA from Sinocyclocheilus anshuiensis, 1064 nucleotides. RefSeq names its product ankyrin repeat domain 39 (gene ankrd39). Gene Ontology annotation, cellular component: BRCA1-A complex; BRCA1-BARD1 complex. NCBI's taxonomy places the organism in Eukaryota, Metazoa, Chordata, Actinopteri, Cypriniformes, Cyprinidae. The coding region runs from base 79 to 621 and encodes 180 amino acids. Gene Ontology annotation, biological process: protein K6-linked ubiquitination. The transcript is spliced from 5 exons. Gene Ontology annotation, molecular function: protein binding; ubiquitin-protein transferase activity. The record is from RefSeq and is a predicted model, not a curated record.
CGUGACUUUUAUUUUGAAAGGCCGUCCGUUUGUUGUGCGCAGAAGUUGCUUGUCUUCACAGCCGCUCUUUCACAACCCAUGUGCAGGAUGGGUUCCCAUGGAAAUCAAUGCACCUGUAGUGCCCACCGCUCAACAGCAAGCGUCUAUCAGACUCUAGAGGAGAUGGACUUUGAGAGAGGUGUAUGGUCAGCUGCAAUGGAUGGAGAUGUGGAGAGAGUCAGGGCAUUUAUCAAAAAAGGGAUUGAUCCUAAUAUGAGGGACCAGGCAAACUACACUGCUUUGCAUUAUGCUAGUCGAGCAGGUCAGCUGUCAGUGUGUGAGUUACUCCUGGACUGUGGCGCUUGUGUGAACGUCCAGACCCGUGGUGGGGCAACCCCGCUUCAUAGGGCGGCUUACUGCGGACACCACAGUGUGCUCAAGUUACUGUUAGACCGUGGGGCUGAUCCAUGUCUGACUGAUGAUGAUGGAUCUACAGCACUUCAUAAGGCUGCUGAACAGAAGCAUUUCGCGGUUUGUGAGCUGCUGGUGAACCGCUUCCCAGCCUUACGAGAUGUGAAGAAUAAAAGAUCGCACACAUCUUUCGAUCUCUGUCCGGAGAAUGAGUUUCUGAGUCCACAAUAACCUGAUCUUGUCUGUAAUGCCUUUGGCCUUCUCAUGAAAGAAUAUGAAGUACCUUUUCAAAAGCUACGCCUUGUAAAUCAGUGUGUCUUUUGGUUGGAAAGAGGCAUAGUUGCACAGGUUAUUGAUCAGUGCAGAUCAAUACAGAUGUCACUACAGGGCAAAAUGGCAAUCCAGUGCAAAGCAUGCUUCCUGUGGCUGUGGUUCUAUAAAUAUGCUUAGGAACAAUGUGUUGUACUUGUAAUUGACCAGUACAUUUUGCACUGCUGUAAUUGAUACACAUGGUAGCCGACACAUCUGGAAAGCUACAGCAGUUUCUCGAAACCAGCUCAAACUGCUUGGACUUCUCUGAUCUGAUUUAAAACCGUUUCAGAGACAGGUAAAACCUUACCUUCAUUUAUGAUGUAUGUUUUGUAUUGUAGCAGUCAUCUUCAAUCAAUCAAAUA